This is a messenger RNA of Cataglyphis hispanica, 1147 nucleotides long. Its product is annotated as leucine-rich repeat transmembrane neuronal protein 2-like. NCBI's taxonomy places the organism in Eukaryota, Metazoa, Arthropoda, Insecta, Hymenoptera, Formicidae. The record is from RefSeq and is a predicted model, not a curated record. The coding region runs from base 17 to 1003 and encodes 328 amino acids. Gene Ontology annotation, molecular function: protein binding. Gene Ontology annotation, cellular component: plasma membrane. The transcript is spliced from 4 exons.
ACGCUCAGUUAAUUUAAUGAUUUCGUUGCGAGCGGGUUUAAUGACGAUGAAGCAUUUGUUAUUAAUUUAUCUUUUUCAUACGCUCUUUGAAGCGGGCUUGUCGGCGGAAACGUCACCGUGCAUGAAAAUUACGUACAAGCAAACAAAUAAUGUCGGUUUUCGUUGCACUCAGUUGACGACGUUGCAAAACUAUUUGGAUCAAGCGAUGAUCAAUACAACGAUCAUCACCAUAUUCGAUUCUAAUAUACCCAAUGUACCUGGGCACAGCUUUGCGAGAUUUGGAGCGACCCUUGUGACUUUAGACCUGCACGAAUCGGGCAUACAAACGUGCGACGCUCAAGCAUUUGUGGGCCUCACAAAGUUGGAAAAACUAAUGCUCUGGGGCAAUAAAUUGACAUUCGUGCCGGCAGAUUGGUUCGUGAAUAUGUACUCUCUGCAGACCCUGGACUUGUCGUUCAACUUUAUCCAGGGAAUCGAUUUCACGAUCUUUCAGAUGCUUCCCAAUUUGAAGAACUUCUAUUUCGAUUACAACCAGCUUCGCUAUAUCGACUACAAUAUGUUCGCUUAUCUGGGUAAUCUGAAGAGAGUGAAAUUCAGCAAGAAUCCGUUGAGCUGGCCAUAUCGCGCUCGCUUGACAUGGCAAUUGGAGAACCAGAAGGUCGAAGUAUCGGACACAUGGGAAGAUUGGAACUGGAUGAACGUCGUCAUCAAGGAUUGCGUCGAGAGCGGCCGCGGCGAGUUGCCCAGCGACAAGGUGCUCGAUUGCGUCGUCGAGAAGCUGCUUAUAUUCGCGUACGAGACGUUCAGCGCGCAGGAAAGAAGCAGCACUGCUGGAUGUAACAAGCAGGCAAAAAGAUUAGUACGGUGCAUGAGACCAAUGUCGACCAAUGCCACCGGUAAUACCGAUUAUGAAACAGUACGAAGAAUCCUUGAGGAUUAUUCCACGAUUUUGCCGCCAAUGGAAAGAGCACUGAGCCCCUUCCCGUUGAAACGCGAACAAUAAGUAUAAUUCACCCCGAAAAAAUUUCCCUCGCGAAAAAACCCGCAAACAGACAAGCGAAAAAAGAUCAUCGUCGAAGCAAUGUCACGGAUAAAAAAGAGAUGUCUUUGGAAAUCGGCGGAUUUGCCGAUUAUUUUACCUGCACGA